GCCAGCUAUGCUUGCUAUGUACCUUACACCUUCAGCUCUGUCCAAACUCACAAAAGAAAAGCAAGAAAUGAUGGUGUCAUGGUACAGAGAAGACCUCCAUCAGCCGGACUCCAUCAACCAGGAGAUUCACAGAUGGAAGGUAAAGAACCAACCUCAAAAAGCGCUGGCAUCGACAGCAAAAGAAACAUUGGAUGACAUUAUGGAAUACUACCCCAACAUCCGAUGUAUCCUCUCCAUCUACCUCACACUACCAGUGACCACCUGUUCCUGUGAGAGGUCGUUCUCUGCAUUGAGGCAGCUGAAGACCUGGCUACGAUCGAGCAUGGGCAAUGAGAGGCUAUCAGGACUUGCAAUGAUGCACGUGCAUAGAAACAGAGCACUGGAUCCUGAAAAAGUUCUCAGGCGCUGGGAUGCCUCUGGACACAGAAGGAUCGCAUUGGCGUUUGAUAAAAAGUGAGUCUACAUGGACAUGGUUGAACCCUGACAAAACACUGCCCUCUCUUCGGAUGAUCUCCACUGCCCUCUACAUGGAUCAGUGUGUUCCAGUUGUGACAACCCCUCCACCUGGGCACUAGGUGUCCCUGUUUCUUUUUUAUUGUGUUUUGCAAGUGAUGAAUGGAGGGUCAUCAGCCUACACCUGGGCCCGGUGUGCUCUGCUGUAUAAAUACCUCCCUCAUUCUGCAGUCUCGCUCUCUCCGAGGGAGAUCCCCUCUCCCCGGCAGGCAUGACGACAGUAUGUGGUUUUCUUUUGUGUUUUGUUCUUCAUAUACAUUGCCACACACUCAACAUGCUUUUCUUUACUG
Messenger RNA from Anguilla anguilla (European eel), 803 nucleotides. RefSeq names its product 52 kDa repressor of the inhibitor of the protein kinase-like. The coding region runs from base 8 to 457 and encodes 149 amino acids. The record is from RefSeq and is a predicted model, not a curated record. Gene Ontology annotation, molecular function: protein dimerization activity. NCBI's taxonomy places the organism in Eukaryota, Metazoa, Chordata, Actinopteri, Anguilliformes, Anguillidae. The transcript is spliced from 2 exons.